Engraulis encrasicolus (European anchovy) is the source of this 1561-nucleotide messenger RNA. RefSeq names its product testis expressed 30 (gene tex30). NCBI's taxonomy places the organism in Eukaryota, Metazoa, Chordata, Actinopteri, Clupeiformes, Engraulidae. The transcript is spliced from 5 exons. The record is from RefSeq and is a predicted model, not a curated record. Bases 55 to 741 code for a protein of 228 amino acids.
GCUGUGCAGUUAGUUCUCCCUCGGCUUUCACCACCGCGCAACACUCAAAAUCUUAUGGCGGAAUGCUCAGAGGAAGCAGUGAGGAUCCCGUUUGGGGAGAAGUAUCUGGACGCCGUGUUGACGGUGCCCGGUGGUGAUGCUGCCCGACUGAGGAGCGUGCUGGUGCUAACACACGGAGCAGGGGGAGACAUGAACUUCAGGCAUCUGGUGUCGCUCGCGCAGGCCGUGGCAGCCUGCGGACACCUGUGCCUGCGGUUCACCUGCAAAUCCUUGAACCUGGCGCACAGAGCGAAGGCCUACCGGGCCGUGCUGGAAUACUUGAAAAGCCACGGCAGGUUUAAUCUGAACAGCUUCUUCCUCGGUGGCCGAUCCAUGGGUGCCCGAGCAGCAGUGUGUGUGUCCCGGCAGCUGAGUGAGGAGGGAGAUGGGGAGUGUGUGCGAGGCGUGGUGUGUGUGUCCUUCCCUCUCCACCCCCCCAACCAGACACACCAGCACCAGCAGCGCAGCCAAGACCUCCGGGCGCUAUCUCACAGUCCCGUGCUCUUCAUCUCCGGCACGGCAGACAACAUGUGUGACAGGAAGCUUCUUGAGCAGGUGGUUGGGGAUAUGGAGGUGCGUGUGGAGGUGAGGUGGGUGGAGGGGGGCAGCCACGGCCUGACUGUUCGAGGGAGAGCAGAGGAGGAGCUCAUGGAGGAGGUCAACACUCAUGUCACACACUGGAUAUGUCACACAAUGCAGUGACAAUCACUUCACAUGGAACACAGUGGAUAUGUCACACAAUACAUUGACAUCAACACAUAUGCUACACGUGGAUAUGUCACACACACACACACACACACACACACACACACACACACACACACACACACACACACACACACACACACACACACACACACACACACACACACACACACACACACACGUCACAGUGUGUGAAUACAGUAUGUCCGACAAUACAGUGACAAUACACAUGUUACAGGGGAUAUGUACAAUAUGGAAAACAGUGACAAUGGCAUCAUAUAUUACACAAUGCAUGUCACACAAUUCAGUGACAGCACUCAUGGCACAGAGUGGAUAUCUCACAAUGUAGUGGGAUUAAUUUAACACAGUGACAUCAACAUAGACGACACAGAGUGGAUAUGCCACAGAAUGCAGUGGCAACUCCAGUGUGUAGCCUACAUCGCCAUGCAGUGACCCUAACUUCACACAGACACCACAGAGUGGAUAUGUCACACUCUACAGCUGAUAGCCUAUGUAUAGUGACAUCAAGCUCAACAGCAUGCAUGUUACAGAAUGGACAUAUCAAACCUGUGCAGUGAAUACAACAUACUGGAAUUUGAACAUAAGAUACUGUGAUGUUAUGAUACUUUCAUAAACAAAAAUAAGCCAAUAAUGACCUCAGUUCAUGGCCUAUAAAAAGCUUUGGCCUAUAAAAAAAAAUUAAAAAAAAUAUAUGAAUGGAAAUAAUAAAUAUACUUUUUUAUUUAUUUCAUGUGCUUGUAUGGAUUUGUAUGCAUUUAAAUUACAUCUAUGUUGUUAAUAAAGUUUUGUGAACACA